GGCCGUUCUCUGAGUUGGGCUCCAGUCAUCCCAUUGUCACGAUGGCUCGGACCUGGAGUAUAAAUACCACGGCGAUAUGGCCUGUCCGCUGCUUUUGGUGGCUUUGCUCCUGCAGUGGACGAGAGUCGAAGACUUUUGACAAAGGGGGCAAAGAUGUUUCUGACUGGUUUCUAUCUCUGGCCUCUCUUGGCGGGCUAUGCCCUAGCCGGCAAUACUGCACCCUAUCUUAACAAGACAGGCCAAGCGACUCCAUAUGCCGUUAAGAAACCCCCGUUGACGACGCCAUGGACUGACAAAGUCGGAACCGACCCUUGGCCGGAAUAUCCACGUCCGCAGCUGGAGCGGUCUGAAUGGGAGAAUCUAAACGGUAUUUGGCAAUAUCAAAACGCACCGGACCUUAGUUCUCUCAGCAGUCCCCCGUUUGGACAGUCCCUAUCAAACGAGGUGCUGGUGCCAUCCUGUCUUGAGAGUGGUCUAUCUGGAAUUCAGGGCAAAGAUACCUUAUACUCAUGGUACACUACGAGCUUCACUGUGCCGAAGACAUUCAAAGACCAAAAUGUUCUAUUGAACUUUGGCGCAGUAGACUACGAGGCGACAGUGUUCGUCAAUGGCAAGAAAGUUGGCUUCCAUCGAGGUGGCUAUUUCCAUUUUGCAUUUGAUAUCACACAAUUUGUGAACCUUGAUGGCAAAAACGAACUUCUCGUCUUUGUGCACGAUCCCACAGACAGUGGAGACAAUGUUAUCCCUAUCGGCAAGCAGAGAUUAAUUCCUGCGCAUAUCUUCUACACGCCCUGCAGCGGCAUUUGGCAGAGUGUCUGGAUCGAAGCAGCCCCCGCAGAUCACAUCACGAGGCUGGAUCUUGAUGCUGACAUGCACGGCAAAGUUACGGUUACCGUAAAUAGUGCGACGAAAUACGGAACGGCGGUCAAGGUCAAGGUUUACGACGGAGAUAAGGAGGUUGGAUCCGGUGAGGGAAAUGCAGAUGAGACCUUCGACUUCAUUGUGGAUGAUGUAGAGCUUUGGUCACCCGACUCACCAAAAUUGUACAACGUGACUGUCACGAUGGGUGACGACGAGGUGCAUAGUUACGCCGGUUUCCGCACGAUUUCCAAAGGCAAGGUAGAUGGUGUGCUCCGUCCGUUGCUGAACGGUGAAUUUGUCUUCAUGUUCGGCACCCUGGAUCAAGGCUACUGGCCUGACGGGCUGUACACACCCCCCAACCGAGAGGCCAUGGUAUACGACCUCAAGUUCUUGAAGGACCUUGGCUUCAAUAUGGUCCGGAAACAUAUCAAAGUCGAACCAGCGCUUUUCUACCGAGCAUGCGAUGAGAUGGGGCUCUUAGUUAUCCAAGACAUGCCCUCUCCCCGUCCCCUACAGACCCAGAAGGAUGCCAAUUGUGUCGCCACCGACAUAAUUCCCAAUGAGUCGCAGCAAGAAGAGUUUGCUCGGCAGUUAGAGCUUCUCGUGAACCAGUCCAAGAGCUAUCCAAGUAUCAUUACGUGGGUCAUCUACAACGAGGGCUGGGGUCAAAUCACCAAGUACUACCCUGAAUUCAAAUUGACGGACCGGGUGAAGGAGCUGGACCCCAGUAGACUAGUUUCUUCAACAUCGGGCUGGGUGGACCAUGGAGCAGGCGACUUCAGCGAUAAUCAUCAUUACGCCAACCCGCAAUGUGGAACUCCCUUCUACUCGCUGGCAUCUAGUCCCCACGAUUCGUCCCGCAUCGCUAUUCAAGGAGAGUUCGGAGGCAUCGGUCACAAUGUUUCUAUCGAGAACCUCUGGAAUGUUCAGAAGGCUAUAGACCAUGUUAACGAGACUUAUGAGAUUGAUACAACUCUCGAAGCAUGGAACUACCGCAGUCACCUUCUUCUCACAGAGUUCGAGGAUCAGAUUCGCAGAUUUGAAUGUAGUGCAGGCGUCUGGACGCAAACCACCGAUGUUGAGGGCGAAGUUAAUGGAUUAAUGACGUACGAUCGCCGAAUCAAGCGUGUAGAUGAGCAGCAGUGGAAAGAUGAUAUCCAGGCGCUUUACGACGCGGCUGCAAAGCGAGGUGCUCAGUCAAAGAAGGAAGCGUAGAGAACAUGCCGUGAUGAUUACUAUGUUGAUGUUCUGGUUAGUGGUUUGGCACUCUAUUUUUGUAUAGGCCUUUCUUUCUGUUGAACUGAGUAUUGAUCAUGCCCUCCUUUUCUUUUAUCCUGUUGAGUUUGUCCUGUACAUGCUUUUAGUC
Messenger RNA from Aspergillus alliaceus, 2227 nucleotides. RefSeq names its product putative hydrolase. Gene Ontology annotation, biological process: carbohydrate metabolic process. The record is from RefSeq and is a predicted model, not a curated record. The transcript is spliced from 8 exons. NCBI's taxonomy places the organism in Eukaryota, Fungi, Ascomycota, Eurotiomycetes, Eurotiales, Aspergillaceae. Bases 154 to 2076 code for a protein of 640 amino acids. Gene Ontology annotation, molecular function: hydrolase activity, hydrolyzing O-glycosyl compounds.